CACCCCCGUAAAGGGACGGGGAGUUUCAUGCGCCUUCCACCGUAUUCAGUUCCCGGGGAUUCAUUUUAACUUAACAGUCCCCAUUUUUUUUUGUCCCCGAAGCCAGUAAAAAAUUAAAACUUUUUUUUUUGUUAACACUAUUAAUUCUUUUCAGGGAAGUCAGGAUUUGUGACGGUUUCGCCUCCCUCUUUUACUCACCUGCGCGUCUAAAGCCAUGUUACUACCAUCAUCCCUGCUGCUCCUCCUUGGCCUCCUUACCUGGGGUCCCAGUGCAACAAGGGCUGCUAAAGUGAUUGUGGUCCCGCCUAUCAUGUUUGAAUCACACCUCUACAUCUUCAAGACGCUGGCAACAGCUCUACGCCAAGAGGGCCAUGAGACCCAUUUUCUAGUUUCAGAGGGCCGCGAGGUGCCGCAAUCUCCUCACUACCAUUUGCAGCGCUACCCAGGGAUCUUUAACAGCAGCACGGCGGACAAUUUCCUCCAGACCAAAGUCAGCAACAUCUUCUCAGGCCGCUUGACAUUCCUGGAACUGUUUGACAUUCUUGACCACUACUCUCAGAACUGUGAUGCUGUUGUAGGCAGCGUUGAAGUAAUGAACCGCCUGAAAGAAGCCAAAUUUGACCUGCUGCUCGUGGACCCCAACGAAAUGUGUGGUUUUGUGAUCGCUCACAUCCUGGGUGUCAAAUAUGCUGUAUUCAGCACAGGCCUCUGGUAUCCUGCAGAAGUUGGAGCCCCGGCUCCACUAUCGUACGUGCCGGAGUUCAACUCAUUGCUGACCGAUCGAAUGUCCUUAACGCAGAGGAUCACGAACACCGUCGUUUACCUGGUGCAACGCUUCGGAGUCCAUUACAUUGCGUUACCCAAAUAUGACCGGAUAAUGAAGAAACACGGAGUAAAGCCUCAAGUGGCCAUGGCCGACCUGGUGCAGGGGAGCCGGCUGUGGAUGCUGUGUACUGACAUGGCGCUGGAGUUUCCCAGACCCACCCUGCCACAUGUGGUCUACAUAGGGGGAAUCCUCACAAAGCCCCCCAGCCCACUACCACAGGAUUUUGAGGCUUGGGUGAAUGAUACGGCAGAGCAUGGCUUUGUCAUUGUGUCCUUUGGAGCUGGAGUCAAGUACCUUUCCCAUGACAUUGCUCAGAAACUGGCCGGAGCCUUUGCCAGGCUGCCCCAGCGUGUCAUCUGGAGAUUUUCUGGUGUUCCACCCAGUAAUCUUGGCAACAACACCAAGCUUGUCGACUGGAUGCCCCAGAAUGACUUAUUGGGCCACGCCAACACAAAGGCCUUCCUGAGUCACGGGGGACUGAAUAGCAUCUACGAGGCCAUGUAUCACGGCGUGCCAGUGGUGGGGGUGCCCCUCUUUGGAGACCACUAUGAUACUAUGACUCGUGUGGCAGCCAAAGGUAUGGGUAUUAUGCUCCACUGGAAGUAUAUGACAGAAGAAGAUCUCUUCGUUGCACUGACCAGCGUCAUCAAAGACACCAGGUAUCGCCGCCAGGCGCAGCUUCUCUCCAACAUUCACAAAGAUCAGCCGGGUCACCCCGUGACGAGGGCCGUUUACUGGAUCAGCUACAUCCUCCGUCAUAACGGCGCCGACCACUUGCGCUCGGCGGUGUACGAGGUCUCCCCCUACCAGUACUUCCUGGUGGAUGUGGUCGCCGCCGUAGCGGCCGCCUUGGCCCUCGCGGGCUUUGCCGUGCGUAAGGCAGUGCGGCUGCUGAGGGGGGAGGCUGGCCAGCGCGGGAGAGGAAGCGCCCCCAGGGAUGACGGCAGCCUGACCAACGGACACUGCCAUAGCGAAAGCAUUCCCAACGGGAAGCACAAACGCAACGGCUCCUUGAAAACCGAGAAGAAGAUGAAUUAAACCCCUUGAAAUGGCCCACAGGUGUGAGGAAGAAGUUGCCCAAAGGACUCGGCUCUAGGUUUGAUUGUGAUGGUUGUCAGGAAAGCUUGUGAGAAAAAAGCCGCUCUUAGGUCUGCGUCGUGAGGCAACUGCUACUCAGAGCUGAAGCAGAAAGUCAAAAAGGCAUCGCGUGGGGACAAAAGUAAAGCAUCAGGUGCUCCAAAUCUGUGUGUGUAUGUGUGUUGGUGAAUGUUUGUGUGCAAUGAGGCAAAUUUAACAGUAAAAGAAAACUCUUUAACAAAGGCAGUUACAGCAAUACCGCAUGACACUGGGAAGUCUUGGAGGAUGAAACAGGAAAGACACGUCGGAGCAUCUUCUGUCGUUAGCGUUCUCUGUUGUCUUCCUGUCUUCCUGACCAAUGGACGGAUGACGGAGAGAGGGAAUCGUGAGCACCAGCCUCUCCUUCUCGGGAACAACACAAGAAAACAAAUAGCUUUGCAAAUAUUUAGAAAUUCAAUGUUUUUAACCGCAAAACUCCACGAAAUGAACUGUAAAUAGAAGACAAGUCUAUUUAUUACUGUACAAAUUGAAUUGAAUGAUGGACCUUUUAACCUCGUCUCGUUCUUAAUUUAUUUCAUAUGUCGGUGGUUUGACGGGUGGUUUGUUGACGCACACUCCCUACUCUUUGCUCACAUAUGCCCAACUCUGUUCUUCAUGUUAGUGACACAAAACAAACAGUGAAUGGCUGCCGCAGACAUUGUUAGCAUGCUCCAGGUCUAUGACAGGUGUUCAGGAAGAGCUCAGCGUUUUCACUCAGGGCCACCAUCUUGCGAUUUGUGGUCUCCAUUAGCCCCUUUCGGUUUGGAAAAGAAUCAACAAUGUUUGGCAGGAUUGUCCGCAAGGCUGAUCAUAUUGAUAAAAGAAUAUGGCGUAAUGUUAACCAGUGAGGAUGCUAUGGAUAGGCAAUAGCCCAGCCAGAUGGACAGCGUGCUCCGGCCCUAAAGCCAGGUGAUCCGGAACAAGUCAUGACAAUUUUCUUAUUUAUGACUGUUGUCCCAUGUCUCAGUUUUGCACAUCCCUCGGCUAUUUAUCACAGUAGAAGAGAUCCAUCUCUUGAUUGCCAUUUUCCCUGCAGCAUCAUGUGCAUCGUUCGUCUUUGAUUCAACUGUUUUGUAAUGUACUGUAUUAGUUCUAAUACAUGUUGCAAAUGCUAGAUUCAAAUGAUGCCCUUCAGGUAGUAAAUUAUGCCCACUCGGUGCUUCACCUCUGUAACCCGCUUCGACUCUGCCGUGUAGGUCCAUGUAGAAACCUUCAGACCUCUUGUAAUUGACGCUAAAUUAGAAAGAUUCACGUUCUCUAUGUGGUCUUUUAUUAUGCAACAAAUGUGUUUGCAGUUUGCUUGGCUACAGGUGUCUGUGUGCUUGUUGUUGUUGUUUUUUAGUCCAACCAUGCGUAUGGGUGAAGAGAAAAAACGAGAAAUGCUAUAGCCCUUAAACAUCUGUGUCAGAAUUACUCAAUAGCUGUCUGAAAUUAUGUCUCGAAAACAUAACAAUUUGUUUGUUUUUUUUAAGUUGGAAGGAGUUGCCCCCAGUUGUGUAUUUUUUGUUCUCCUUAUUUUAAAGUUAUUUUAAGUCCACUGUUCAGCUGCCACGUCUGUUCAUAUUAAAUACAGGUUUUGAUUAGUUUUAAUGAUAGAAGAGAAUACCAAUGGACCAUUUUACUGUUAAUUAGAAUUUAGUAAGAUAAAGUUAGAUGGUCUUCAUAGUUUGUGGAGACUGAGUACCCUGCAGAUAGUUUUUGAAAGGCAGGUGCUUUUGGACAUAGUAAUGUCAUGAAAGCGACACCUCCAAUUGGAUGAUUUGUUUGACCACUCCGCCACUCAUUUUUUUUAAUGCUUUCCAUCAAUAUGUUGCAACACAUGAUUUCUACUAUUUUACGGACCUUGGCAAAGUUAUUGUUUAGCUGCUAAUCAUAGCUUCACUCACAGGACAACACAGUGAUGUAGACACUCUUAACCAGUGAUGGGCUGAGAGAUUAACAUCCUGCAGGCAUGUUCACAAAUCCUUCUUAAUUGAAAAAAAAAUCUCAUUAUCUUUCUUUCUCUGUGAGCUACAAUUACAUUUGUGCAGCACAACCAAGCCUUGCUGAAAAAGAGACUGUUAUACUUUACUUGACGUCCUUAUCAGCAAAAGCAGCGUCAGCUGUUGGGCGUGGUUAUUGAUUGGAGGGUGCUACCAAAGCUAUGAACAGGGUCUGAAGCGUAAAAAUAAAUGUGAUGAAAUAUCUUCUCAUUGUUUUUCAGUAUUAACAUUACGUCACACUUAAGUAAAAGCCGUCCAAUGUUGUCUCUCUAAUGUUUUCUGUACAUAUUUUGCAGUCUUGAUUUGACUCUCGUCUUUUCCUACGUCAUCGACUCAAAAACUGUCAUCGGUGCACUUGCUUAUUCCUAUGUUUUCACGUCUAUGUUGCAGUCUCCCUAAUCUUCAUCCUGUUUCGCUUUGUGUAGAUUUAUUUGACUCAUUUUGGAAAUUAUACCAAGUCCUCACUUUUUUUCUCCUGUGUGUCCAUGUUGUAAAUACAAUGUAAACAAAAUGCUAAUGCUGAAUAAAACGCAUAUUUUGUUUGCACAGGUGAUUGAAACUUUUUUCAUAUGCGUUGCUUUUGUACGUGCCAACAUUUUAGCAACUGUAAAACUUU
This is a messenger RNA of Menidia menidia (Atlantic silverside), 4540 nucleotides long. The record is from the annotation of a GenBank genome assembly. NCBI's taxonomy places the organism in Eukaryota, Metazoa, Chordata, Actinopteri, Atheriniformes, Atherinopsidae.